This is a messenger RNA of Menidia menidia (Atlantic silverside), 393 nucleotides long. Lineage: Eukaryota; Metazoa; Chordata; Actinopteri; Atheriniformes; Atherinopsidae. The record is from the annotation of a GenBank genome assembly.
AUGGACAACAAUCAAGAGCCCGAAGAGGCCACCGACCGAUCCGAACUGCUGUCCGGAGACGGAAAGAAUAGCAAGUCUGUCAUGUGUCAACGCUGCGGGUCCAAAGUGCUGUCUCCGGGGAUAGCUACGUUUGCAGAGAAGGAGCUUUUUCUGCCAUCCAUGAGGAAAAAGAGUGGCCUCAGCGCCACAGAGAGCUCAGUGGACGGCGACACUCUGACUGAUCAUUGGUUAGUCGGGGACAUGUUUGAUUUUGAGAACGUGGGCUUCACAAAUGACGUGGGGAGAAUCAAGUACCUCAUCUGUGCAGAUUGUGAGAUUGGACCGAUCGGCUGGCACUGUUUGGAUGACAAAAGUACUUACUACAUUGCCUUGAAAAGAGUGACGCAUGCAUGA